Neltuma alba is the source of this 678-nucleotide messenger RNA. RefSeq lists its product as uncharacterized. Bases 1 to 678 code for a protein of 225 amino acids. NCBI's taxonomy places the organism in Eukaryota, Viridiplantae, Streptophyta, Magnoliopsida, Fabales, Fabaceae. The record is from RefSeq and is a predicted model, not a curated record. The transcript has a single exon.
AUGAGGGGCCUGGUUAGUGAGGAGGUCUUGGGAUGGAUUGUGAAGGUACCUUUGAAUUUCAUCAACAGAAAGGAUGAACCAGUCUGGAAAGUUGCAAGAAAUGGAAAGUAUGAAGUCAAAAAAGGGUAUUAUGCAACAAAAAACAUGAAUACUAAAGUGGUAGACAGGGCGAGUUCAUCCACGGUUCUAUCUGGGGAGUUAUGGAAGAAGGUUUGGAGAAUCAAGGCUCUACCAAAAAUUAUCCAUUUUAUAUGGAGAUGUUUGGUGAGAGCUCUACCUGUUAGAGAAGAACUUGCUAGAAGAAAAUGUAGAGUCCCAGUAAAUUGCCCAAUCUGCAAUAAGGAGGUUGAAACAAUAGAACAUGCCCUUUUUACCUAUCCUUGGGCUAAAAGUGUAUGGUUUGGCAGUGAACUGGCUCUGAGAUUUGAGAAAGCAAGCUUUGGUAACUUAGGGAGCUGGUGUAUGCAGGUUUUAGUAGAAGAAAAAUUUCUUGAUGACUUUCAAUUAGCUUAUGUAGCUUGGUUAAUGUGGCUGAUAUGGAAAGAAAGAAAUAAUGCAGUUUUUGAGUUUAAAGCAGUCAAUCUGGUCAAAGUGAUCAAUGAGGCUAGUAAAGCUGUGAGGGAAUUUUGGGAAGCUAAAGGGUGGACAAGGUGGUGGAAGGGCAAAAUGAGAAUGUAG